GCUUCAUUUGCGUAGAACCUUUCUUUGGUAUCGCAUCAAAGCCACGUGAGACAAUAAUGGAUAAACCAGUAGUUUUGGCACGCGUUAUAAAAGUCUUAGGAAGAACCGGCUCACAAGGCCAGUGCACGCAAGUUAAAGUUGAAUUUCUAGGCGAACAGAAUAGACAGAUCAUCAGAAACGUGAAAGGCCCGGUACGAGAAGGUGAUUUACUAACCUUGCUGGAGUCUGAACGUGAAGCAAGAAGACUUCGAUGAGUAAAAGUUUUGUUAAUCCUAAACCUAACAGAGCAAAUAAUUCUGCAACUCUAGCUCUAUUGGUCUUAGGUGCUCAAGCAAAAAAUCAAACAAAGAGAAACAGUGCUAGAGAUGAUAUAUUUUCCUCCUUUUCAUCUGCAUCUCCAGCUUCAGUAACUUCAAGAAGUAAUGGUACUUCUAAUACAACUACAAAUGCAUCAACAACGAUCAGUAAAAAUGAAGAAGAAAGUUUUUUCGAUCAACCAGCACCAUCACCUCAAGAAAAAAAUAAAAUGUCCAAAAACAGUAUUUUAGUAUUGUAUGUAUAUAAUUUUAUUAUUUGCUAAAGAUGGGUGCUUUUGUAUUCACGAUGAAUGUAUGCAAGGGUCCACUUUCAUUAUAGCAAACUAUUUCAUUAUACUUAAACAAGUACAAGCAUCCUUAGUACGAUAAGCAUAGUUUGCGACAUAGUUCAUUUUUACCCCAAAACAUAAAGGAAAAUCAUGUAUUUAACAGUUUUCAUGGACUAUUAAAGUUCUUCGAUAAAUUAUA
This is a messenger RNA of Bombus huntii, 785 nucleotides long. Its product is annotated as 40S ribosomal protein S28. Gene Ontology annotation, cellular component: cytosolic small ribosomal subunit; ribosome. Gene Ontology annotation, molecular function: structural constituent of ribosome. NCBI's taxonomy places the organism in Eukaryota, Metazoa, Arthropoda, Insecta, Hymenoptera, Apidae. The coding region runs from base 57 to 254 and encodes 65 amino acids. The transcript has 2 exons. Gene Ontology annotation, biological process: translation; ribosomal small subunit assembly; maturation of SSU-rRNA. The record is from RefSeq and is a predicted model, not a curated record.